AUGCUGGCGGGGCUUUCGCAGCCAGGCCACCCCAACGUGGUCCGGCUCCUCGGCGCGGUGGAGGAGAGGCUCACGCGCUGCGUCAUCCUCGAGUACUGCGACGGCGGCGACCUGCAGCAGGCGCUGCAGCGGCCGACGCCGCGCCGCUUCUUCUUCCGCGUCGCAUCGGGCGUCGCCGCCGGCCUCACCUUCCUGCACGCCAACGGAGUGAUGCACCGCGACCUCAAGUCGCCAAACGUGCUGCUGCACGGCGAGCACGGCGUCAAGAUCGCCGACUUCGGCCUCGCCGCCGGCGUGCAGCCGACGGGCUUGACCCGCACGCACUGCUUGGGGCGCGAGAUCGUGAUGCACGAGGCCUACUCCAAGAGCGCGGACGUCUUUUCGUACGCCAUGAUCCUCUUCGAGCUCAUCACACACACCGUCCCCUUCUCCGACCGCUCGGCGCUGCAGGCCGCCGUCUCCAUC
Molecule: messenger RNA, 465 nt
Organism: Emiliania huxleyi CCMP1516
Lineage: Eukaryota; Haptophyta; Isochrysidales; Noelaerhabdaceae
Exons: 2
Biological process (GO): protein phosphorylation
Molecular function (GO): protein kinase activity; ATP binding
Source: RefSeq, a predicted model, not a curated record